AUGGUGACUUUACGAAAUUCGUGGAUUGGAUUGAAUUCCGUCGCCUGGAUAUUGGGCAUUGCAUUUCUGGUGUUCAGCUUGAUAGCGCUCUCGUCUACCGAGUGGAUGACUUUGCAUGUCGGGUGUCAACUGACCGUGACCCACUAUGUGCAACGGACACGAACUCGAGGUGUAUGGCACUGUGGUGGUGGUGAUGAUGUUGGUGGUUGUGAUGGUGGUGAUGGUGGUUGUGGUGAUGGUGGUGCUGGUGGUGAUGGUGGUGGUGGUGAUGGUGGUGGUGAUGGUGGUGUUGGUGGUGAUGGUGUUGAUGGUGAUGGUGUUAGUGGCGAUGGUGAUGGUGGUGUUGGUGGUGAUGGUGUUAGUGGUGAUGGUGUUGGUGGUGUUGGUGGUGAUGGUGAUGGUGUUUGUGGUGAUGGUGAUGGUGGUUGUGGUGGUGUUGCUGGUGAUAGUGUUGGUGGUGAUGGUGUUGGUGGUGAUGGUGGUGUUGGUGGUGAUAGUGGUGUUGGUGGUGGUGGUGAUGAUGGUGUUGGUGGUGAUGAUGGUGGUGGUGAUGGUGGUGUUGGUGGUGAUGGUGGU
This is a messenger RNA of Echinostoma caproni, 576 nucleotides long. The record is from the annotation of a GenBank genome assembly. Lineage: Eukaryota; Metazoa; Platyhelminthes; Trematoda; Plagiorchiida; Echinostomatidae.